UUAUCGAUAUGCCGCUGGUCGGUGCCAAAAGUGUUAUCGCAGUUCAGUACGUCCGCGAUGACAUCAAGGAGCACAUCGCACCGGAGCUGAUACAGAUGGGAUCGUUUAGGUGGCGACACAUCGAUUCUGUCUCAAACUCGGUCUACACAAGAAAGGAGGAGAUCUGGUCGAAUCUCACCAACUACUAUGACAAUGUCCGAGCCCUCAUCGGGCCUCUAUGUUGGAUUGUACUAUACCGAAAGCACCAUGUCGGGUCUGCAGAUCCUCGUCCCAAGGAAACGUAGAACAUGCAUCCCUCUCGUCAAACUGAGAGAUAAGACUGAGCUUUCGUCUGAAGAAUGGAAGUGGGUGUGUUCGACUGCAUCUCUAGACUCGGAUCAACUGGCCAAAAACUGCGCUGUAUCGAAGGACGAUCCCAUGCACCACCUCAAGGUCGAAUUUGCACAUUCAACUGCAACUCUAUCGCGCCUCACGCAGCUCAAAUGGAAUCCCUCGGACUUGUACACAUUAGACACUAUGCAGGUCAUGAUGCAGAGCGCGAGUUCCCCUCAGCCAACUAUUCAGCUGGACUCGCAACAGCUCUUUUCUAUGUCCCCUGAGCUGUCAAAAUUAGACUUGACCCCAUCGCAUCAGGGUAUGGUGGCGAUGGAUCAGGAUCCUGUCUGGAAGAUGGAGCAUAUCGACGUAGCGACUGCCAAGGCGUUUCGGGUGAUUUUAUUCGUCAAGCCAACACGCCAUGCUACACAGCCCCAGGAGCAAUUCAAUCGUCAGCUGUUCGAGUUAUGCCCGUUCCCAAUCUUUGAUGCACUUCAUCACUCUGUCUUCAACACUGAGACGUACCAUCAGUUGCGGAGAAGUAUGCUACAUCUCACGAACGAGAUUAUGGAUCUGGAGUUCGAGCUGGAUCAGGAGAUGGAACAGGAGCUGGCCCAGCAAAAGGAGAGAGAACGAGCAGAGGCAGAAUCUUAUUCGGAUGACGAUGAGGAUGAUAUGGAUGAGUCGUCUUUGAUUGAAGACCUGGGCAUCAAAGGCGACUCACCGCCUCGUGUCAAAUAUCAUCAUCCUCGGCAUCGAUCUAGUUUCAUCGGAGACGAAGCAAUCCACGGAACAGGACGCCCCUCCCUCAAUUCACUUUUAGAGGCCCUUCAACAAUCUGUAGCCAUGACUUCAUCGGCGGUAUCGCUCGCUUCAUCCCUAUCUUCCACCGGAAACGAAACCCCUGAUAUUGUACCACAGGAUUAUUCAGCGGGUAGCAACCGUCCUAGAUCAAGGACGUCAGCCAUGGAGAACGAGAUGGGCCGCGGCAUAAUCAGUCCUCAAAGAAGGAGAGGAUCAAAGGCAUCUCAGGACAAGUCUUUAAUUGACGAGACCAUACGCGAGACACUCAGUGCCUUUAUGAACACGGCACGAGAUCAGGGCACCACUAAAACUGAGACGAUUAUGAGCGCCAAUCGAAACAAUGCCAGCAGCCUUAGUCUCGAAAGCACUAGCAGUAUCAGUAGCGCCAGCAGCGACGAAAGCAACAGCAACAGCAACAGAGGCCGAGAAGUCCAUUACGAGGAGCUGACGCGGCGUCCCUUCAGCGCCUGCACCGGCCGAAUGGAAAAUCGGUCAUUGUCGCAGGUUGUAUCAUUGCCUCGGCAUCGUCGCAGUUACAGUCUUGUUCAGGCUGCAGAUGUGCGGAUGGCGGCUCUUCCUGGAUUUGGAAGCAAGAGCUCGUCGCGACCUCGUACCAACAGCUAUUCGUCUUAUACAUAUCAUUCCACACAGCAUUCAUACUACCACCAUUACCAGCAUCAGCAGCCCGUCUAUCGGAACCGGUACCUCUCCAGCAAGAAUUACCCGCAUUAUUUAUCACAGAUUCAACAGCAUCAGCAGCAUCUCCGCCACCAUCCUCAUCAACAGCAGCAGCAGCAGAACCAGCAUUCUGAUGAUGAUUUAUUAUUUCCGGAUAACACGGAUCAGAUGAACCAAUUCCCACCCGAGCUGGCACGCUUGCAAAAGGAGCAGCAGGAACUUCAAGAACAGUGGCGGAUGAUUUCGUGGACACGCCAGUUGAAUGAAUGGGACCACGCACGCACGCUCAAGGCCCAGGGCAACCUGCUGGGAUACGGCAUGGGUAUAAACAUGGGUAUGAGUAUGAGUUCGGGGAUGGCCGUAAACAUGAGCAUGAGUAUCAACCCCUUAGAUGUGGAUGACAGUGCCGAGGUCGAAUCGUCUCCUGAACUUUAAGAACAACCUAAGCAGCUUCCUCAGCAGCAUCAAAAGGGUGGGAUCCAGAUCCCGUCGUCU
This is a messenger RNA of Gamsiella multidivaricata, 2292 nucleotides long. RefSeq lists its product as uncharacterized. The transcript has 2 exons. NCBI's taxonomy places the organism in Eukaryota, Fungi, Mortierellomycota, Mortierellomycetes, Mortierellales, Mortierellaceae. Bases 187 to 2232 code for a protein of 681 amino acids. The record is from RefSeq and is a predicted model, not a curated record.